Messenger RNA from Corticium candelabrum, 2387 nucleotides. RefSeq lists its product as uncharacterized. The transcript has 3 exons. The record is from RefSeq and is a predicted model, not a curated record. Lineage: Eukaryota; Metazoa; Porifera; Homoscleromorpha; Homosclerophorida; Plakinidae. The coding region runs from base 826 to 2292 and encodes 488 amino acids.
GAAACUCUAACCAAUAAACAGCCUUCAAUUAAGACAUACCCUCCCCUUAUGCUAAUUGCUAAUUGCUCAUUGGAUACAAGCUGGGAACAUCUGCCCACGCAAGAACCAUACAAGCUUCCGGAGAAGAAGUCAGUGGACGGACUUUUUAAUCCGGUUACGUACCUUGGUAUGCAAAUCAGCACGGCGUCAAAGAAGAAAUGAACUAUGUCACGCACAACACAAAUCGACAUACCCAUGCCACUAACUUUGGGUUUAGUCUGCGAAACAAUGAAGCAUGCACCUGCGUUUGUGUCCAACAACUUACUAUCUAAUAGUACGACAAUUGCCAACAUCCGCUCUCGUGACACCGCCCACAUCUGUCUAUCGACCCGCCCACAUCCGUUGUGAGAGCACCAGGCCUGAUUAGUUCGGCGUUUGUGCACUAACGCCAACUGUUCACACCGGUCCUAUUGAUUAGUGUAACGUCAUUCUAACGACGUAGAGAGUAGCAUUGCAACCGCAAUAGUGGCGUUAGUGGUUCCACUUGACUUUGGCACAUGAGGUAGUGUAAAGAGAAAAACAUGCCGUCGAUGUUUCUGAUGUGGUGUUGUAUCAGAAGUACAUACGGGAAAGCGUCUCGAACCGAGGCUAGUUCGAGCUGUCGGUGUGAACAUGGUCUCGCACUGUAGAGGCUCCGACUCGGGUCAAUGAUUUAUGUACAGUACACGUACCAGUACUGUACACGUCUAGUCACGUAGUCUACUGCUGGAUUGUUCGUUGGUGAAGGCUGUUGCGCGAGUCUGUUGCAUUCUGCCAAGUUCCGUAGUCCAGAGAAGAUACUCGAACAUGAAAACAUACAGCAACUUGGUUGGCUACUUCACUGGCAUUAGUUGGAUAGUCAGUCCAUACAGUAUUCCUUUUGUUAUGUACCAUACUGGUAUGGUCGCGGGUCUCCUCACAUUGCUUGUAAUUCUAGUAGCAAGCUUCAUACCUGUCAUGUGGAUACUCGAAAUCAUGUGCAGAGCUGAGGCGUUGGAGACUAUCGAAAAGAGGAAAACAAUGGCGGACAAAGAAUACGGUCGUCUGAACCUGACGGAGGUUAUGUCCUUUUGCAAGAUAAGAACUGGAAGAAGGUUUGAGCUGCAGGAGCUGUGUACGUUGUUUGUUGGAAAGCCGGCCGGUAUUGUGUGUACUGUCUUUGUCAUUGUUUAUGUCUGUAACUGGACAAAUAUCGCUAUUUCUGCUACUGCUAUUGCCACUAAUGUUCCUGUCAGUGAUCAUGGCACAUUUCUGGGACGUUGUACUGAUGAAGACUUUCACUUCCGCCUACAUCCUGUUGGCACCUGCUGGAAUACAUAUCUAUUGUCAGUACUUUUAGUUGGAGUAAUUGGUCUUGCUAUUUCUCUCACCAAGCUUGCAGAGAUGUCGAUACUUCAGACAGCAAUAGCAAUUGUUCGCUUUGCAACAUUUGGAGCUAUGAUAAUAUACAGUGUAGUGACAGCCAUAGAAGGCAAAGAUGAAAAAGAUGAUGGAAAAGUUCCAUGGUUUCAAUUUUCUUUCCAUGGACUUGUGGCCGCCAUUCCUACCAUGGUUUAUGCACACACAUCAGUUGUCGCAUUGCCAUCAAUCACAAAUCCUGUUGAUAACAAAAAUGGACUGACUAAAAUGUGGAUGGGAAUAUUCGUCACAGCAUCAAGUUUUUGUGGCAUUCUUGGUCUUACUGUUGCAAUUCGUUUUAAAUGUCAUGUAAAUGAAAUCGCAUCCCUCAAUUGGGUACCUCUUUCUGACUCAAGCAGUACUUUUGUGAAAGUGCUGUCAUAUUGGAUUGUGCUUUAUCCAUCACUGGAGCAGACCAUUCAAUAUGGAAUGGGUUCUAUUAUUUUGGCAAACACAGUGGAAUCUCAGCUGUUUGGUGGUGACAGGCAAUUUGCUAGACUUGACCAAUCUGUUCACCGGUUUCUUUGGGCAAUUAUUCGCCUUAUUCCUUCUAUUUUUGUGAGUAAUUUGGUGACUGAAUUCAAGUAUUUGAGUCUUGUCUUGUUUUUCUUGGUCUACUUUAUACCGGGUUUGCUACAGUAUCGUUCAAGAAAGAGAUGGAUGGCUGAGAUUAAAACAUAUACUGCAACUACAUUGAUAGAUCUCCAACAAGAAGAUGCAACCGAGUCAACUGCUUUGAUUGGUGAUAAGGUGGCCAUUAUAGAUGAUACUCCUUACAGUGGAUGGUAUAGUCGGCCAGUAGUUAUUCUAGUGGUGCAGUUGGUUGCCUUUCUUGCUUUCGGUCUGACUGUCACAGGUCUUGCCAUGUCUGACUAGCUGAUGUCAGUGAUUGUUAGCUAGCUGUCUACAUGGUAUGAUUUAAUAACUUUUAGGUUGAUGAACAAACUACCGGUAAACGAGUUAUAAACACA